Molecule: messenger RNA, 1955 nt
Organism: Solanum verrucosum
Lineage: Eukaryota; Viridiplantae; Streptophyta; Magnoliopsida; Solanales; Solanaceae
Product: pectinesterase-like
Exons: 4
Coding region: 100-1794 (564 amino acids)
Biological process (GO): cell wall modification
Molecular function (GO): pectinesterase activity; pectinesterase inhibitor activity
Source: RefSeq, a predicted model, not a curated record
UUUGAUGUAUCCAUUGAACAAUAUCUUUUAGUGGAACUUCUUAAAUUCCUAUAAAAGAAGCACAACUUUACUACUCAUUUCCAUCACAAAGAUCCCAAAAUGUAUAUCCAAAAAAAGAAGCCUUCACUUUUUCUUGCUCUUUCAUCCAUUUUCUUGCUCACAUUCUUCUCUCCCCCAAAAUCAUUAUUAGUAUCAAGUACUCAACAAAUUCAUGUUCACAAAAACAUCCAAAUUGCAAAUUCACAUUGCCAAGACACACUUUAUCCCCAACUUUGCAUUUCCACUCUUUCAUUAAUCCCAAAUCUUCACCAAAAAUCAAUUCCAGAAAUCAUUUCUUCCAAUGUUAAUGUCACUAUGAAUGAAGUCAAAUCCUCUGCUGGAAAUUGCUCUAACAUACUUCACCAUGUGUCCAAAUUGGACCCUAUUGAAAAAAGGGCAUUAGAUGAUUGUAUUGAACUUUUAGGUGAUACUACUAUUGAUGAGUUACAAACAACUCUUUAUGAUCUUUCUACUAAAAAUAGUAGUAAUUCACCUUUAAAGCACUAUAAUGAUCUACAAACACUUCUUAGUGGUGCAAUGACAAAUCAAGAUACUUGUCUUGGUGGAAUUUACAAUAGUAAACACAACUUGAGUCAAUACAUUGAGAAGAACUUGCAUACAAUAUCUCAACAUGUGAGCAACUCUCUUGCCAUGCUUAAGAAGUUAAAGACAGGGUCGGCUCAAGGGUCGUCAUCAAACUCUAAUGAAGUCUUCCCAGAAUACGGGACCAUGAAGAAUGGGUACCCGAAAUGGUUGAAAAAAAAGGACAGGACGCUUUUACAAGCUCCGGUGAACCAAAUUAAGUUCGAUUUGGUUGUGGCUAAGGAUGGUAGUGGUAAUUUUACUACUAUUAAUGCAGCAUUAAGUGCCGCACCAAAUUCUAGUAGUACAAGAUUUGUGAUUUACAUUAAGGCGGGAACGUAUUUCGAAUAUAUUGAUGUCGAAAGAAAGAAAAGUAUGAUAAUGUUCGUCGGAGAUGGGAUCGGAAAAACAGUAAUAAAGGGUAAUCGGAACGUUGUUGAUGGAUGGACUACUUUCCGAUCAGCUACCGUUGCUGUGGUGGGAAAUGGGUUCUUAGCCAGAGGCAUUACGUUUGAGAACUAUGCCGGACCAAGCAAGCACCAAGCAGUGGCUCUGCGGAGCGGCUCCGACCUAUCUGCGUUCUACCAAUGCAGCUUUGUUGCCUAUCAAGACACCCUCUACGUCCACUCCCUUCGACAAUUUUAUCGCAAUUGCGAUGUCUAUGGGACGGUCGACUUCAUUUUUGGUAAUGCAGCUGUUGUUCUCCAGAACUGUAACUUGUAUGCUCGUAAACCCAACCCGAAUCAGAAGAACAUAUUCACAGCACAAGGAAGAGAGGAUCCAAAUCAAAACACUGGAAUUUCAAUCUUGAAUUGUAAAGUGGAAGCUGCAUCGGAUUUAGUUCCUGUUCUAUCGUCAUUCAAAAAUUACUUAGGACGACCAUGGAAACAAUAUUCAAGAACUGUAUUUCUCUUCUCCAAUAUUGGUAGCUUAAUUGAUCCUGCUGGUUGGUUAGAAUGGAGUGGUGAUUUUGCAUUGAACACACUUUAUUAUGGAGAGUAUUUGAACCGGGGACCCGGUUCAAAUACUAGUGCUAGAGUGAAAUGGCCCGGUUAUCGAGUCAUUAAUAGCUCUACUGAGGCGAGUCAAUUUACUGUUGGGAAUUUUAUACAAGGGAGUGAGUGGAUACCUGCUACCGAGGUGCCAUUUUAUUCCGGUUUGACUUCCUCUUGAUACAAGAUUUUAAGUCAAGUGAGCGCAGAGGCUCUAUUAAGAUGAAUAUUGUCCUAGAUGAUUAAUAAAUUUUAUCAAAACAUCAACUUAUAGGGUAUUUAUUUAUAUAUAUACCUUGGAGAUAACAACCGCGACAGUUACUAGUCUGGCUCAUUGCUUGC